This is a messenger RNA of Puntigrus tetrazona (Sumatra barb), 848 nucleotides long. RefSeq names its product eukaryotic translation initiation factor 4E binding protein 3 (gene eif4ebp3). Gene Ontology annotation, cellular component: cytoplasm. Gene Ontology annotation, molecular function: eukaryotic initiation factor 4E binding. Lineage: Eukaryota; Metazoa; Chordata; Actinopteri; Cypriniformes; Cyprinidae. The transcript is spliced from 3 exons. Bases 89 to 394 code for a protein of 101 amino acids. Gene Ontology annotation, biological process: negative regulation of translational initiation. The record is from RefSeq and is a predicted model, not a curated record.
GAGCGAGAGACGAGCGGCGCUGCAAGCAGAUAGUCCGAAACCGUGAAGCGUGUUCGUUUGAAGUCUCGAGCUCAGACGUAGCUUCAUCAUGUCCAGCAGCUGCGAAGCCUCGUCGACCUGCCCGAUCCCAAGCCGCUCCAGCUGGCCUCCGCUCCCUGACAGCUACAGCCAAACUCCUGGAGGAACUCUGUUUUCAACAACUCCCGGGGGAAGUCGGAUCAUCUAUGAUCGAAAGUUUCUGCUGGAAUGUCGAAACUCGCCGAUCGCACGCACCCCGCCCUGCUGCCUCCCCCACAUACCAGGGGUCACCAGACCCUCGCUGCAGCCGGCAGAGCAGGAGGAUGACAGCAAAGACCUCGCUGUUGACGACAACCAGUUUGUGAUGGAUAUGUGAUGCAUGUCUCAGCCGGUUCGAGUGCUCGCGAUCUGAGGGAUAAUCACACCAGCUGUGUAUUCCAUCGUUAUUACCUCCGUGCUUUAUUUUUACUUUAUCUAAAUAAUGAAAUGCUCAGAGCAAGUGUUUCUGUUGUGGGCAGGAGCAUUUGAGUGUGCUGGAUGUCAUGGUGAAAAUGCAGCUUCUGCUGCUAUUGAGUUCAGUGCCUUCACCCUUUUUUUUAUUAUUAUUAACAACCUUUCUGAAGGUGACUGUGUGUAAUCUACAUUUUUACUGUCUGAGGAUAGUUCAAAUGCAGUUUUCAUUUUUGUAAUUGAACUAUGACCCUAUAAAGAUCCUUCAAGUCAUAAAAUCCAGAAAUAAACAGUUGGGAUGAUGAUUUUUUUUGUACUGUUUUAUACUGUUCGUUCUCUGGAUGCGUUUUGACGUUUUGGAAUAAAACUUAAACAAAACA